Coregonus sp. 'balchen' is the source of this 7816-nucleotide messenger RNA. The record is from the annotation of a GenBank genome assembly. Lineage: Eukaryota; Metazoa; Chordata; Actinopteri; Salmoniformes; Salmonidae.
CCUCAGUACGGGUGAAAAAGAUGGCGGCGCCCUACAGUGAUACGUGUAACGAGAAGAUGCUGUAGAUAAUUAUUACUGUCAUUACUUUUAAAGAUAAAUAAUACUUAGCAAAAUGUUUAAAGAAACUGCACAACGUUUUAAGGCCGCAGCUCCUUUGCUUGCGCAAACGACGCUUUUGAAAGAAAUAAGAAUCAGCUCGACGCAUGGAGGGAGCAGUGUCCACGGGUAUCGAUAUUUCAAUGUCACCUGCAGCUUAUGUGCGAAGGUACCGCCGAGAAAAAAGCCGAGAGUCAAGGUGGACAUACCCGGACUCGAGCGCAUUACCUAUGGCGAUAGAAUGCACUAUGUCCCUGGGUUGGCAAAGCCCUCUUUCCCUACCUGGGUGCGAGACUGGAACGACCCCUCUCAUUACUAUGCGCCGAAAGAGGAAGAGAUGCCACUCCAUAAAGAGAAGCCUUGCUUCAUAUUUAACCAAAGGACAAACGCACUUGAAGGUAUUUUAUAUUAAAGUUAUAUAAACUGCUGGCUCCUAUUAUUGAUCCUGUAUUAGACAAAUGAAAGAUAUGCCACUAAUUGUCAAUCAGAGGCCAAAAUAUAGAAAUCAAUAAAAUACAUCGAAUUAAUCAACUGUGUGUAUUCUCUUUAAUACUUAUUCCUGUGUUACAGGUGUCAGGCAAGCACUGUGGCUCACAAAAUCCAAGCUGACAAAGGGACUUCCUGACAAGGUUCUGUCAUUGUCUGAGAAUGCAGCCAAUCAGAUUGAAAACCAGGAUGAGCGAGUUCAGAAUGCCAUCAGGCAUGCUCGCUUCUGGGACACCACAGAGGAACGACCGCCCAGAGAAAAGUUCUGGUGAGUAGUCGACCACUACUCACAAGCCAUACAGUCUACAGAUGAACGCAAACGGACUAGUCCAUGACCCAUGAUUGUCUUUGUCUGGUGUCACAGGUUUUCAUUCACAUCAGAAGCACAAAAUACAUGGCUGGGUCGGCUUGAGUCUCUGAACAUUCAAAUCCACUGUGCUGACAUGUGGCGUCUCUCUUCUGUCCUUUGUCUCUCUAGCGUGGCUUUGCUGAGGAGCCUGAUCCACCUGUGUGGGAGCCUACAGGUUAGUCAUCCUGGGCUUGGCAGGAGGAUCAUGGCGGAGAAAUACAGUCUGGCUGCCACAUGGAGCAGAGGUAGGCCUGUGACCCCUGACCUCAUACAAUAGCAUUAUGCAAUAGUGGUAAAUACGGUAUUAUACUGGACUUUGAAUGUAUUUGUUGGAGCAGAGGUAGGCCCGUGACCCCUGACCUCAUACAAUAGCAUUAUGCAAUAGUGGUAAAUACGGUAUUAUACUGGACUUUGAAUGUAUUUGUUGUUUUAGUGUUACUGAAAUAACACUAUUGCCCAUCUCCUCAUCAAGUUGUACCCAGUCCAAAAUAAACCCCUAUGCCCCACUAGUAGGUAACAUGUCCAGGGCCCAUUAUUUAAUAUCUAUGAGAUAGACAAGAUAGCCACAGUACAUAGGCUACUACUACGCACCAUUGACCAAUAGCUUAGCUGUUUUAUCUCACCUCUUCCUGGUCACCUGUCCUCCAGGUGAAGACUUGUUCCAGGUGCGAGGGCAGAAUGGGUUGCUGCUCAACAGCAUGGCCCCUCUCCCAGUGCUUGCUGGGAAAGAGGAGGUUCAGAGCACGGCCGACCACGUCCUGGAGACGUUCUACCCAAUCUCUCCCACCAUCGACCUGCAGAGUGUUCAGGUCUACGAGGAGCUGAACCAUACAGGUAAUACUACUGUCUGGCAAUCAACCAGUCAAUACACCUACAGAUUCAUACAAUUUGUAUGUAGAACAAUGGAAAUGUUGAAAUCAGGUCAGGAAUGAACUCACAAUAAAACCUCUGUUCCUUCAGGCUUCAAGGAGGACUACCCUUACCCUCAUGCCCACACCCUCUUCCUCCUGGAGGCAGGAGACACCCCUGUUACUCUCCUCCCUGAGCAGCUCCGUGCCAAGAUGAUCAUGUUCGCCUUCGGGAACGCCCUGGCUCGUGCUCAAACACUCCACGGGGUAAAGGCUGUUUGUAACCUUAAACAUAAAUUAAUUACAUAAUGGUGUAAUGUCCAAUACUUUUUACACAGGGGUAGUAGUUACACAUUUGUAUCCCUACCCACAAAGUAAACAGAAGUUAUAAAAAGUGAUUGAAUGGGAUAGAGAUUUGAUCAGGAUGUCUGCUUGGCAUGAUGCACUGAAGGUUGCUAAUAGUGGCAGACUUACAAUUAGGCAGAAGGGGAAAUUACCUCAGGCCUCACAUCAUCAAGGGGCCUCCUGAGCUGGGCGUAAUAAAAAAGAAGAAUACUAGUAAUCAUUAAAAAAAUAUAUUUCUCUGCCCCCCCCCCCAAUGCUCCGCUCGAGGCCUCCCAACCCGACAAACGACCCGCUGUCGUGAGCUUCUCAGCUCAUCGCUCUCAUUUCUGUCUUGCUUCAGCAGGUUGGUUCAGCAGCAGCAAAAUCUGCGCAAAUCUUUAAAGUUGCGAAGGAAAUGGGGAGGGAUGGAGGUUUUGCCUGGGCACUGUGCCCAGGUUAAUGAGGCCAGCCACAUUGUUGACAAAAAAGGCCAAAAAAAAGUAUGUGAAUCCAUACAGCUGAAUAAUAAUUAAUAAAAUAUAAAUUCUAGUUUUUCUUAUAAUAGUAGAAACAAGUGCCAUUAAUCACCCACGGACUGGUUCAUAAUGGUAGAAACAAAUGCCAUUAAUCACCCACGGACUGGUUCAUAAUAAUGGACUAUUCCACCCUGACAGAGUUCCCGUGCAUUGUUCCACACAAUAUGAUUGCAAACGUGACUUUCAUUGAAAUUAAGCUGCAACAAUGAAAACACCCUCCACCGAUUUUUUCCCCCUCCACUGAUUGUGGAUGUGGGUCACGUGUCUGUAGUCUUGAGCGAUUAACCGAAAUAUCUGUGAUUUUUUUCGGAUUUGAAUUCCAUUUUGUUCGUUUUUUUUCUGUGAGCUCAUUGCACAGUUUCUCUAGAGAUUAACUGUGCAAUGUAGUAGAGUUGUAGUUUCCAACAGGCCAAUAUUCUACAUAGUUUAACUACAAUGACCAUAAUCCAUGAAGCAUCUACUUGUCCGGUCUGUUUAUUUUACGCCUGCUACAGAAGAGACCGAAGAAUGCAUGAUCGUGAAGUGAUAUAGAGAGCAGCUGUUGCUUCGCGAGGUAUCUACCUGAAAAUAAAUAAUCGAAAUGAUUGAUAGUUGGUAUUCAGGACUCAUAUAAGUAUGCCUUAUCUACUUUGAAGAACUACAAAAUGGUGAUACAGUGGGGAAAAUAAGUAUUUAGUCAGCCACCAAUUGUGCAAGUUCUCCCACUUAAAAAGAUGAGAGAGGCCUGUAAUUUUCAUCAUAGGUACACGUCAACUAUGACAGACAAAAUGAGAAAAAGAAAUCCAGGAAAUCACAUUGUAGGAUUUUUAAUGAAUUUAUUUGCAAAUUAUGGUGGAAAAUAAGUAUUUGGUCAAUAACAAAAGUUUCUCAAUACUUUGUUAUAUACUCUUUGUUGGCAAUGACACAGGUCAAACGUUUUCUGUAAGUCUUCACAAGGUUUUCACACACUGUUGCUGGUAUUUUGGCCCAUUCCUCCAUGCAGAUCUCCUCUAGAGGAGUGAUGUUUUGGGGCUGUCGCUGGGCAACACGGACUUUCAACUCCCUCCAAAGAUUUUCUAUGGGGUUGAGAUCUGGAGACUGGCUAGGCCACUCCAGGACCUUUAAAUGUUUCUUACGAAGCCACUCCUUCGUUGCCCGGGCGGUGUGUUUGGGAUCAUUGUCAUGCUGAAAGACCCAGACACGUUUCAUCUUCAAUGCCCUUGCUGAUGGAAGGAGGUUUUCACUCAAAAUCUCACGAUACAUGGCCCCAUUCAUUCUUUCCUUUACACGGAUCAGUCGCCCUGGUCCCUUUGCAGAAAAACAGCCCCAAAGCAUGAUGUUUCCACCCCCAUGCUUCACAGUAGGUAUGGUGUUCUUUGGAUGCAACUCAGCAUUCUUUGUCCUCCAAACACGACGAGUUUAGUUUUUACCAAAAAGUUCUAUUUUGGUUUCAUCUGACCAUAUGACAUUCUCCCAAUCCUCUUCUGGAUCAUCCAAAUGCACUCUAGCAAACUUCAGACGGGCCUGGACAUGUACUGGCUUAAGCAGAGGGACACAUCUGGCACUGCAGGAUUUGAGUCCCUGGCGGCGUAGUGUGUUACUGAUGGUAGGCUUUGUUACUUUGGUCCCAGCUCUCUGCAGGUCAUUCACUAGGUCCCCCCGUGUGGUUUUGGGAUUUUUGCUCACCGUUCUUGUGAUCAUUUUGACCCCACGGGGUGAGAUCUUGCGUGGAGCCCCAGAUCGAGGGAGAUUAUCAGUGGUCUUGUAUGUCUUCCAUUUCCUAAUAAUUGCUCCCACAGUUGAUUUCUUCAAACCAAGCUGCUUACCUAUUGCAGAUUCAGUCUUCCCAGCCUGGUGCAGAUCUACACGUUAGUGGUCUUCUGUAGCUCAGCUGGUAGAGCACAGCGCUUGUAACGCCAGGGUAGUGGGUUUGAUCCCCGGGACCACCCAUACACAAAAAUGUAUGCACGCAUGACUGUAAGUCGCUUUGGAUAAAAGCGUCUGCUAAAUGGCAUAUUAUUAUUGUUUCUGGUGUCCUUUGACAGCUCUUUGGUCUUGGCCAUAGUGGAGUUUGGAGUGUGACUGUUUGAGGUUGUGGACAGGUGUCUUUUAUACUGAUAAUAAGUUCAAACAGGUGCCAUUAAUACAGGUAACGAGUGGAGGACAGAGGACCCUCUUAAAGAAAAAGUUACAGGUCUGUGAGAGCCAGAAAUCUUGCUUGUUUGUAGGUGACCAAAUACUUAUUUUCCACCAUAAUUUGCAAAUAAAUUCAUUAAAAAUCCUACAAUGUGAUUUUCUUGAUUUUUUUCCCUCAAUUUGUCUGUCAUAGUUGAUGUGUACCUAUGAUGAAAAUGACAGGCCUCUCUCAUCUUUUUAAGUGGGAGAACUUGCACAAUUGGUGGCUGACUAAAUACUUUUUUCCCCCACUGUAUUUGUCAGACAGCAUAGGCAGCAGCUCUAUAGAGAUGAUGACUUGGAAUGAAAUAAUAAAGUCAUAAAAUAAAACAAAUGUAAUAUACAGAACAAAUGAAAUAUUUUAUUAAAGUAAUGUGAAUAAAUUAUGGUUAAGUGAUAAGCAGUAAUGGGCAGUCACUACCAUCAUGGCAAUUUUAUUAAUUGUUUUAUUCUGUGUUACAGCAUUCAUCCCACAUAAUGCAUAGUGCAUUAAUUAAAUAAUAUAUACAGUGGGGAGAACAAGUAUUUGAUACACUGCCGAUUUUGCAGGUUUUCCUACUUACAAAGCAUGUAGAGGUCUGUAAUUUUUAUCAUAGGUACACUUCAACUGUGAGAGACGGAAUGUAAAACAAAAAUCCAGAAAAUCACAUUGUAUGAUUUUUAAGUAAUUAAUUUGCAUUGUAUUGCAUGACAUAAGUAUUUGAUACAUCAGAAAAGCAGAACUUAAUAUUUGGUACAGAAACCUUUGUUUGCAAUUACAGAGAUCAAACGUUUCCUGUAGGUCUUGACCAGGUUUGCACACACUGCAGCAGGGAUUUUUGCCCACUCCUCCAUACAGACCUUCUCCAGAUCCUUCAGGUUUCGGGGCUGUCGCUGGGCAAUACGGACUUUCAGCUCCCUCCAAAUAUUUUCUAUUGGGUUCAGGUCUGGAGACUGGCUAGACCACUCCAGGACCUUGAGAUGCUUCUUACGGAGCCACUCCUUAGUUGCCCUGGCUGUGUGUUUCAGGUCGUUGUCAUGCUGGAAGACCCAGCCACGACCCAUCUUCAAUGCUCUUACUGAGGGAAGGAGGUUGUUGCCCAAGAUCUCGUGAUAUAUGGCCCCAUCCAUCCUCCCCUGAAUACGGUGCAGUCGUCCUGUACCCUUUGCAGAAAAGCAUCCCCAAAGAAUUAUGUUUCCACCUCCAUGCUUCACGGUUGGGAUGGUGUUCUUGGGGUUGUACUCAUCCUUCUUCUUCCUCUAAACACGGCGAGUUUAGACCAAAAAACUAUAUUUUUGUCUCAUCAGACCACAUGACCUUCUCCCAUUCCUCCUCUGGAUCAUCCAGAUGGUCAUUGGCAAACUUCAGACGGGCCUGGACAUGCGCUGGCUUGAGCAGGGGGACCUUGCGUGCGCUGCAGGAUUUUAAUCCAUUACGGCGUAGUGUGUUACUAAUGCUUUUCUUUGAGACUGUGGUCCCAGCUCUCUUCAGGUCAUUGACCAGGUCCUGCCGUGUAGUUCUGGGCUGAUCCCUCACCUUCGUCAUGAUCAUUGAUGCCCCACGAGGUGAGAUCUUGCAUGGAGCCCCAGACCGAGGGUGAUUGACCGUCAUCUUGAACUUCUUCCAUUUUCUAAUAAUUGCGCCAACAGUUGUUGCCUUCUCACCAAGCUGCUUGCCUAUUGUCCUGUAGCCCAUCCCAGCCUUGUGCAGGUCUACAAUUUUAUACCUGAUGUCCUUACACAGCUCUCUGGUCUUGGCCAUUGUGGAGAGGUUGGAGUCUGUUUGAUUGAGUGUGUGGACAGGUGUCUUUUAUACAGGUAAUGAGUUCAAACAGGUGCAGUUAACACAGGUAAUGAGUGGAGAACAGGAGGGCUUCUUAAAGAAAAACUAACAGGUCUGUGAGAGCCGGAAUUCUUACUGGUUGGUAGGUGAUCAAAUACUUAUGUCAUGCAAUAAAAUGCAAAUUAAUUACUUAAAAAUCAUACAAUGUGAUUUUCUGGAUUUUUGUUUUAGAUUCCGUCUCUCACAGUUGAAGUGUACCUAUGAUAAAAAUGACAGACCUCUACAUGCUUUGUAAGUAGGAAAACCUGCAAAAUCGGCAGUGUAUCAAAUACUUGUUCUCCCCACUGUAUGUAUGUAUAUAUAUAUAUAUAUAUAUAUAUAUAUAUAUAUAUAUAUAUAUAUAUAUAAUGGAAAACCGUGAUAAUUUUUUGGUAAUCGAACCGAAACACCUUAAAAAGCACUAAUAGCUCAGCACUAUUUGUCUGUUACCUCGCUCCCCCUCCCUUCAGACUAAGCCUGGGGUGCUGGAAAAGCCCAUCGUGGUCCAGUCGGUGGCCACCAACGGCCGGAUGUUCCAGUAUGUGGUGUUUCAGCUCAACACCACAGACCUGCAGGCUGACGAGGGGGUCAAGAACCAGGUGUGGGUGGAGGAUGACCAGCUGCUGUACGACUUCGCCAAGGUCCGCCCCCUCAUCAAGAAGAGGGUGGUGCAGGUAAGAACUACUUUGUUUAUUUCUCUUUUUCAAAAGUGAUAUAAUCUAACAGUUAUAAAAUACACUGUACACCCGUAUAGGGUCCCACAUCUGUUAUAAACAGAAAUGGAUAGUAACAGUGAAUCCAUUUGACUUAGUAGCUUAGAUUUUAUACAAAUGGUAUUUGAAACAUCAAUAUGACCAGGUUUUGUUCUCUCUGCUUUGCCCCCUCAGAUACCUCCAGGUCUAUCUGGGUACAAGCCUGAAACCUUCCAGAAGUUCCUGUCGCUCUAUCUGCAUGGAGCUGUGUGAACUAGCUACAUAAAACGGCACCAAAACAACAAUGUUCCACCAUUCAUAACCUUAUUAUUUCUACUGUCAUUACUGUAAUAUCUGAAAUUAAAGAGACCCUAGAUACUAUAGCUCAUCAGAGUCAAAAGUUUCAUCUCUACCCUCGGCUCGGACUGCUGUGGGUUUGAAUUACAUCUGUAGAAGUGGAUUGUGAACCAUAUAUCUCUUAUUGUUUAAGAAAAUAAAUAAAAAGCAUUGUGAAAAUGUAGCUAUGUAUG